CAGAGAGAGAGGACCAGAGAGAGGAAGAGAGAGGAGGAAAGAGAGCGAGAGAGUGAGAGAAGGGAGGAGAGCUCAGAGUAACAGACUCAUACUUCUGAGCAAAAGAGACAAAGAAAGAAAAAAGUGUGUAGGAGAGUAACCAGAGAAGUCUCAACACGAUCCCACUGAACCUGACAACCAAGGGACAGUAGGACCAGGGGCUGUUAAAGGAUAUGUAACGACACACACAUUCUGGACAGUGGACAGUCAAACUACAGCUGCAGAGUCUCUGACAUGGGGGGAAUCUGGAUGCACUGAAGAUCUGCUGGGCCUAAAGACACCCCAGCUUCAACACAAUGCCCACUCUUCCCUCCUCCCCCCUUUCCACCUCCUCUCCCAACACCUCUUUACCCCUGUCCUCCUCUUCCUUCCCCCUCUCCAAUGCCACCUAUCCCCCCUUUACCUCCUCCUCUCCAAACCAGACCCUAUGUAAUCUAGAUGACGGUGCCCUGCGCCUCCCCCUGGUCUUCUUCUACUCCCUCUUCUUCCUCCUGGGUCUGGUAGGUAAUCUCCUGGCCCUGUGGGUCUUCGUAUUCCUCCACUCCAGGAGGAACUCUGUCCGGGUGUUCCUCAUCAACGUGGCCAUAGCUGACCUGGUGCUCCUGGCCUGCCUUCCCUUCAGAGUCCUCUACCAUGCUAACGGCAACCGCUGGGUCCUCGGCCCCCUGGUCUGUAAAGUGGUGGGCAACCUCUUCUACAUGAACAUGUACAUCAGUAUCACUCUACUGGGGUUCAUUAGUCUGGAUAGGUAUGUGAAGCUGAAGGGGCGGGGAGGAGCGGGGAGGGGCCUGGCCAGGAGGCUGAGAGGUGGGGGAUGGAGCUGGGUGGCGUGCGGGGCGCUCUGGGGGCUGUCCCUGGCGGGGGCCGUGCCCAUGAUCGCCAUGUCGGAGGGAAACGAGGAACCUGGGAAGUGUUUCCAGUAUAAGCAGCGGCGUGGGGCGAAGGGGAAGGCUUACUUCAACAUGGCUCUGGUGCUGCUGUUCUGGGGGGUGUUCUGCCUGCUGGUGGUCUCCUAUGGGAAGAUAGCCAUGCGCCUCCUCAAGGUGUCCAGGGAUAAACCUGACCUCCCCAAUGCCCACCGCUACGGUAGCGCCGCCAGGAAGUCCUUCUUCGUGCUCUUCCUGUUCACCGUCUGCUUCGGGCCCUACCACGCCUUCCGCCCAUUCUACGUCCUCUCCCAGCUCAACCAAUCCCCAUCCUGCGAUUACUUGCGCCUGGUGGACAGGACCAAUGAGGUCAUGUUGUUGUUCUCCGCCUUCAACGCCGUCCUGGACCCUGUGAUGUACUUCCUGUUGUCAGGCUCGGUGCGCAAGGCCGCCGUGAAAGCCCUCGGACAGAGCCUCGGCAACCGGCUCCACUUCCUUAACGACGGGACCUCCAACAGCUCGGUAUCAGAGUUCAGACGGACCUCUCUGUCCGUCACCUCCCCCAACACCGUCAUUAACCCCUCCCAUGAGCCCAGGACCAGCCUCUGUCUGAUUAGCCCCACCCUCCACCCUGGCGCAGCCAUAGUGGCAAAGCAGUGAAUUUACAGACCUCAUUGUUUAACUUCAUGGACUUUAGCCCUAUUUACAUUAUAAUGUAUACCAUGUACUCAACAACUGAUGCAUGUGACAAGGGCCAAUGUCUUGAACUAGACUCAGUUCCCAAGAAUGGACCUGACCAGAUGUCCUGAAUAAAAAGUGAUUUACACUACCGUUCAAAAGUUCAGGGUCACUUAGAAAUGUCCUUGUUCUCGAAAGAAAAGCACAUUUUUUUGUCCAUUAAAAUAACAUCAAAUUGAUCAGAAAUACAGUGUAGACAUUGAUAAUGUUGUAAAUGUGUAAGUGGCUCUGGAUAAGAGCGUCUGCUAAAUGACUUAAAUGGAAAUGUAAAUGACUAUUGUAGCUGGAAACAGCAGAUUUUUUAUGGAAUAUCUACAUAGGCGUACAGAGGCACAUUAUCAGCAAAACACCAGUCUCAACGCGAAACCCCAGUCUCAACGCGAAACCCCAGUCUCAACGCGAAACCCCAGUCUCAACGCGAAACCCCAGUCUCAACGCGAAACCCCAGUCUCAACGCAAAACCCCAGUCUCAACGCAAAACCCCAGUCUCAACGCAAAACCCCAGUCUCAACGCAAAACCCCAGUCUCAACGCAAAACCCCAGUCUCAACGCAAAACCCCAGUCUCAAGGCAAAACCCCAGUCUCAAGGCAAAACCCCAGUCUCAACGCAAAACCCCAGUCUCAAGGCAAAACCCCAGUCUCAACGCAAAACCCCAGUCUCAACGCAAAACCCCAGUCUCAACGCAAAACCCCAGUCUCAACGCAAAACCCCAGUCUCAACGCAAAACCCCAGUCUCAAGGCAAAACCCCAGUCUCAAGGCAAAAUCCCAGUCUCAAGGCAAAACCCCAGUCUCAAGGCAAAACCCCAGUCUCAACGCAAAACCCCAGUCUCAACGCAAAACCCCAGUCUCAACGCAAAACCCCAGUCUCAACGCAAAACCCCAGUCUCAACGCAAAACACCAGUCAACGCAAAACACCAGUCAACGCAAAACACCAGUCAACACAAAACACCAGUCAACACAAAACACCAGUCUCAACUAGAUAGAGGAACUCUGGACAGAGGAACUCUGCCGAGAAGGUCAGCAUCCCGGAGUCGCCUCUUCACUGUUGACGUUAAGACUGGUGUUUUGCAGGUACUAUUUAAUGAAGCUGCCAGUUGAGGACUUGUGAGGCGUCUGUUUCUAGACACUUGUCCUCUUGCUCAAUUGUGCAACCCUUGCAAAAGGGUUUUCUAAAUGAUCCAUUAGACUUUUAAAAUGAUAAACUUGGAUUAGCUAACGCAACGUGCCAUCAAAUCAAAUCAAUAUUUAUUGGUCACAUACACAUGGUUAGCAGAUGUUAAUGCGAGUGUAGCGAAAUGCUUGUGCUUCUAGUUCCGAUUGUGCAGCAAUAUCUAACAUCUACAUGUGAGAAGAGUAAUGUAGGGUAUGUAAACAUUAUAUAAAGUGGAACACAGGAGUGAUGGUUGCUGAUAAUGGGACUCUGUACGCCGUUUCCAGCUACGAUAGUCAUUUACAACAUUAACAAUGUCUACACGGUAUUUCUGAUCAAUUUGAUGUUAUUUUAAAUGGACAAAAAAAAUUGCUUUUCUUUAAAAACAAGGACAUUUCAAAAGGACCCCAAACUUUUGAAUGGUAUGUAAAUGCCUAUGUCUGUCGGUUAACUAAAACUUUUGAAUGGUAUGUAAAUGCCUGUGUCUGUCUGUUAACUAAUAUUGUCAAUAGUAUGUGACACAAUCAUAUCUGAUAUAACACUGUACAGAGCAAAUAAAUAUAUACGAUUUAAGCUCA
This is a messenger RNA of Oncorhynchus nerka (sockeye salmon), 3374 nucleotides long. Its product is annotated as probable G-protein coupled receptor 34. NCBI's taxonomy places the organism in Eukaryota, Metazoa, Chordata, Actinopteri, Salmoniformes, Salmonidae. The record is from RefSeq and is a predicted model, not a curated record. The coding region runs from base 336 to 1565 and encodes 409 amino acids. Gene Ontology annotation, cellular component: membrane. Gene Ontology annotation, biological process: G protein-coupled receptor signaling pathway. The transcript is spliced from 2 exons. Gene Ontology annotation, molecular function: G protein-coupled purinergic nucleotide receptor activity.